This is a messenger RNA of Durio zibethinus, 829 nucleotides long. Lineage: Eukaryota; Viridiplantae; Streptophyta; Magnoliopsida; Malvales; Malvaceae. The record is from RefSeq and is a predicted model, not a curated record.
GCGAGUAAUCUCCAAACAAUCUUGAGGGUAAUUUAGUCAUUAAGUCAACUAUAAUUGCCUGCCGUUAACCCAACCAUCACUCUCCCCCUAUAAAUUCCAGCUCUCCAACGAAGCAAAGCGCUAAAGUUAAACUCUCAACGCUCACUUAACGGCACUUAACAAUGAUGACUAUCCCUUUCUUUCUUCUAACUUUCAUCCUUUUCUUCUCCGCCGCCGCGGCCGCGGCCGCCUCCGCAUCAAAGCACGGUUCAUCUCAAGAUCUGAUCCGUUCAUCAUGUAUUCACGCUAGCUAUCCAAGCCUCUGCCUUCGCACCCUCUCUUCCUACUCUGGCCCUGCCAACACCCCAUGUGAGUUAGCCCAAGCUGCCGUCAAAGUCAGCCUCUCCUGUGCACAGAAGGUGUCAAACUAUCUGACAACAAGUGUGACGGGGAAGAGCAAGAGGGAACGAGUUGCACUGAAUGACUGCGUGGAGCAGAUAUCGGAGUCGGUGGACGAGUUGAGCAAGACAUUAGGAGAGUUGAAGCACUUGAGGGGGGAAACGUUCGAGUUUCAGAUGAGUAAUGCGCAGACAUGGGUGAGCGCGGCUCUGACGAAUGAGGACACGUGCCUUGAUGGGUUUGAAGGAGUUGAUGGGAAGGUGAAAUCUGAUGUGAAAAGGAAGAUCACAACUGUAGCUAAGGUAACCAGUAAUGCUUUGUAUAUGAUUAAUAGGCUUGAUGAAAGUCGUGGUAGGCAUCGGUUGAAUCCUUGAUGAUGAUGAAUGAUGGACGGUUGUGAUUUAGCUGGCUUAUCAUGUUUGAUUUUUUUUUUUUAACUUUCGGUUGUAAG